Molecule: messenger RNA, 6542 nt
Organism: Nomia melanderi (Alkali bee)
Lineage: Eukaryota; Metazoa; Arthropoda; Insecta; Hymenoptera; Halictidae
Gene: shtd
Product: anaphase promoting complex subunit 1
Biological process (GO): anaphase-promoting complex-dependent catabolic process; metaphase/anaphase transition of mitotic cell cycle; protein K11-linked ubiquitination
Cellular component (GO): anaphase-promoting complex
Molecular function (GO): molecular adaptor activity
Source: RefSeq, a predicted model, not a curated record
CGAAUAUGGCGACGUCCAUAGUAAUGCAUCAUUUAACAACACUGUAUCUGCGAAAUCACUUUCCAGUUAACUUUGCAAGACAAUCUUAAAUAAAUAUCGAAUAAUAUUGUUUUUUUCAAUUUUUCAUAAUUAUAGUCAGCAAAUCUGGAUGAAACUAGGGAGAAGAUGAUUGCCGCCUCAGAACCGGUGGAGUAUACUCCUGGUGGAAGACAGAUAAUUCUAAGGCAUCCUGAACCAGUAGUUAGUCAACAAACAUUAAAUAACCAAACUACUGUUGGAGAGAAUAUUUUAUUACAAAAAUUUAGCCAAGUAAAUAUUUCGGAUAGAUCACCGAAAGACUUUUGGACUGUACGCGAGAAUGAUUUGUGUGGAGAAGAAGAAUUAUAUUGCUCAGGCAAGGUUGCAAUUCAUUCAAAGGGUAGUCAAAAUACCAGAGUGUUACAAACAACUUAUACAUGUGAAACGGACAUUAAACAUGCAUUAUGGUGUAAAUUUCAUACUAGUAUACCUAGUCAUGUGUUGAAGGGGAAAGAAUUAGAAGAUGAAGAAAGUAAUGACAAAGCAAUAGAAUGUAUAUGUUUGAUCGAUUCUUAUACUCUUAAGGUAUUCACAGAAACUGGUGAAAAUUAUGUAUCCAGCUUGCAAUUUCAGGUGUCUGCAGUCUGGCCUAUAAAGUAUGGAAUUUUGUUAGAAAAAUCACAAGUUCCUACAUCUGAAAUGAGGUAUACAUCAUUAGAUGGAAAUAGAUUACAAUUCCAUAAUGAUACAACUUUACCAGUGGCUUUUUCUCUGAUGCAUCCUUUAGAUGAAAUUUGCCCUGUACUUAUUAAACAUGGAAGCAUAUCGUAUAUGUAUGAUUCAAAUCAGAAAAUUGUAUUCACUAGUUCUGAACCAUCUUUGGCUGUGAUAUAUGACAAGAAGACUGGAUUGCAUUCUGUAUAUAAAAUACGUAAAGCGUCAAUGGAAGAAUGUCAGAUAGUUUGUGGUAGCAAUGACUCCACCACUAGUAUAUUUACUCAUUCUGCAAGUGCGUCGCCAUUAAAUUUCGGAAGUAAUCUUUCAUAUAACAAAAACUGUACAAAUAAAGGACAUUUAAGUAUAUUCGGAGUACCAAAUCCACAGUUAAGCACAAUUGGACUAGGAAUAACGAAUAGUCCGUUUGGUUCCCGAACAUCUUAUACCACGACUUGCUCAGGAGGACCAUCUCCUUCGCAACAACAACAGCAACACUCAAGAUCUCAGAGUCCAAUGGCAACUAUUUCACGCUGUCAAUCUCCCACUCAUUCUGCAUUUUCACCGUCACUUGGUGCACCACCUUCUUCGGUCAUUCACCACACUAGAUUACAUCAGAUAAUUAUGGCCUCUGCAUUGAAUCGUACACAAAAUAGUCCAGGUGGCAGUUGUAGUAAUAUACAGCAGCAAGAUGUUAUAGCAUCAAGUAAACCUCUGUAUCCUGAAAUUUGCUUUGAUCAUGUGUGGACUGAAAAUGUUGGGAUUCCCAAGGAAGUUACAUCUGGUCAGGCAUCUAAAGUAUUUUUAUCAUCGGAUCUUGUCGGGCAGAGUUACUUGUGUUAUUUGGUUCCACAACGAUCUCAACUGUUUUUAGUUAGGCUCGAGAAAACUAACAAGCAACAGCAAAUUAUUUUCGGCAUGGUAACAAGCAUCGUAGCAAAGGACGCCGUCAACAUACCAAAUUUGCAUAUGAUAGCUACCAUGGAUUUAUCGAAUGGAGUAGUAUUAUACUCCGGUGUGAUUUGCGUGGGCAAACUGCAUGUCACAGGAAUUCUCCCGAAUUUGGCUGGGUGCAAUUAUUUUUUAUCCAGUAUUAAUUCUAAACUAGGCUCUCCGUUUCCACGACGAAGUUCAUUGAUCUCUCAGAAUUGUGCUGCUGCACACGAUCUUAAAUUCGAGGAAGGACUGCACUUGUUGAGUCCAGUUGGAGGGAACUGUGCAAGGCCUCCCAUUUUAUUAGAAAACUCUAUAGUAGAUUCUAAUAUUCUUAUUUUAAAAGAAGCAGUAGGAAAUAAGGUUACUCUGGAAUAUGGCAAUAAGAAUUACUUUCGAAUAACUUUGCCAACAUCCAGCACCUCUCCUUUAGUUACUAAAUGUUUACAAACUCUAAGAAGUGUACUGCAGAAAGAUUUAGCAAUGCAGCUACUGGUAAAAUGGUACGGAGCUCGAAAUGCCCCUGGACCCCAAGAUUUCUCGCCACAACAAGAAUGGUAUCUUUUCCUUGUGGUCUUAUUCACGUUAUUGGGUUACGACGUUGAAAAGUUACAAUUAAUCCAAAGAAAUGAAAACAACCAGCUUGCCGAGCGCAACAGCCCAAUGGUGGUGCCGAAGAAACAGAAAACGAACAAUUCAGGAACCACCGACGAUUGGAUGUACAUGAUACAUUCCCUAAAAAAUGGAAAUCCUCAAGUUUUUACUUCGAAUAUACUUGGUCUGCAGAAAACGGCCAGCGCUCUUCAGGCAUCAGUGCCAAAUAUUACAGAAUCGAGUAGCACAGGAAGAAUCAACGUGCAAUCUAUUCUGUUCCCAUAUUUUCCGCUAGUUCUGUUCUCGUUGCAUCUGUUGUACGAAGAAUUGAAAUUGAAUUGCGUGAUGUCAGAGAGCUUACCUUUGCUCGGUCAGUUGUUGUACCAGUUGAGCGUAGAUUUGAAAUUCGAGAUGUACUCCCAUCAUUAUUUUCUCGAUUUUCCUUCGCUUUGUCACUUACGAGACGUCUCGUCCCAGAUCAGUGAGACGGACUUGCAGAAGAUCACAGUACCAAGUUACAUUCAGUCGAAACCGUCAAAUAUAUUCGAAACGUUAGACAAUUUAUUAAACAAGAGGGAAACGACGCCGUUCCCUUACUUAAGCCAAGUAAAUCCAAAAACGAAAAACAUAGUUUACUUAACUGCACUCAUAGCGCAUGAGAAUGAGCCAAAUGUACCAGACACCGAUAAAAUUAUAAAGCACGUGAUUCCGAUCGGUAGUCGAAUAGAUUUCCAAGAGAAUGGAACUAAGUGCGAGAAGGAAAUAUUUAAGAAAAUUGAAUAUUCCACGAUAGAUAGGAUAGUGUUAAUAUAUCAUGAAAUGGGCAUGACCAAGAAAGACCUUGAGAUUUUGCCACCCGGUGUAUCACUGUUACUAAAAGAUGUGAUGUACAGAUGCAGAGAACGACCACCAUCAAACUGGCCGAUGCAAGCGUACGAAUUGAUAGAUCGUCAAGAUUUAGCUGCACUGGACAGACAUUUGAAAUCAGGCCCAUCGAAUCAGCAUCCAGAGAACGAAGGGAAAAAUUAUUCGAUCAAAGAUCCUGAGCAAGAUGAUGGCAUGGAAUUCGAUGAUGUUGUAUUGAAACUGAGAUUUAACAAGGACCACAGGGUAACGGAAGUACGAAAACUCCUUAACUCUUCGAAGCCGGUGAAAAUAGCAAUAGUACAGAGACCAGACGUGAGCGAUCAUGAGUUUAUAGAGGAGCAAGAGAAGCAUUUGCAUGCGUUGUGUACCAGAACGAUGGCACUUCCGGUGGCUAGAGGCAUGUUCACUCUGAGGACAUCGACGCCUAUCAUUACAGAGCAGUUACCAAUUCCACGGUUGUGUUUGACUGGAAAAGCACCUCCUCGCGGGACUACUGUGGAAUUGGCUCACAUCGACGUUCCCCCAAACAUGAAUUUAUGGCCAUUAUUUCAUAACGGUGUAGCCGCAGGACUUCGCAUUCAUCCAAACGCGUCGAACAUUGACUCGACGUGGAUAGUGUAUAAUAAGCAGCAACAAGGAGAGUUUGGAAUCGAACAUUCCGGUUUCCUGAUGGCUCUCGGUUUGAAUGGCCACCUGAAAAAUCUGGCACCCUACAAUACGUUCGAAUAUUUAAUUGAAUGUCACGAAGCCACCAGCGUCGGCCUGUUGCUUGGUCUAUCGGCAACGCAUCGUGGCACAAUGAAUGUUUCUAUGACUAAAUUGUUGUCGCUCCACGUGGAAACAUUACUACCGCCAACGAGCAUUGAAUUAAACGUUCAACACAAUGUUCAAGUUGCUGCCUUAAUGGGAGUUGGUCUGGUGUAUCAAGGCACUGCUCACAGGCAUAUUUCUCACGCUUUGUUGUCAGAAAUUGGUAGACCACCAGGACCGGAGAUAAAGAACUGCGUGGACAGAGAAUCCUAUUCGUUAGCGGCGGGAUUAGCAUUAGGCUUAGUAGUACUAGGAAGCGGUGGUGGACCAGACCUGACUAGUAUACCUGACACUUUACAUUAUUAUAUGGUAGGUGGACACGUUAGGCCCUUCACUGGAUCACAAAAGGACAAAUAUAAAUCGCCCAGUUACCAAAUUAGAGAAGGUGAUUCUAUAAAUAUCGAUGUGACAAGCCCUGGAGCAACGAUAGCUCUGGGCCUUAUGUACUUUGAUACUGGAAACCGAGCAGUGGCAGAAUGGAUGCAGGCCCCCGACACUCAAUAUUUACUUGACUUUAUACGACCUGAUUUCCUGUUGUUACGGAUACUAGCAAAGUCGCUCAUUCUGUGGAACGAAAUUGAACCAACGAAGUCUUGGGUGUCCAGCCAUGUACCCAAUAUUGUUUACAAAUAUAGGUUACAGAAACCGACUUCUGAAAUAGCGCAGAAUGUGGAUUUGGAGACUAUGAACCAAGCUUAUUGCAAUAUUAUUGCGGGAGCCUGUAUGGCCCUAGGUUUGAAGUAUGCUGGCACUGCUAACAGGAACGCCUUUAAAACUCUGUACAACUAUGCUCAGAUGUUCACGGCUCUGUCGCAUAAAACUAUCGCCGAGUUGGCAGGAAAGUCGACUAUUGAAACCUGCUUGAACGUUACUUUACUUUCUGCUGCUGUUGUGAUGGCGGGGUCGGGUAAUUUAGAGAUCAUGAGGAUAUGUCGACAUGUGAGGACACGCGUGGGACCUGCAAGUAGCGUCGUUACAUAUGGUUCUCAUUUAGCAACGCACAUGGCACUUGGUCUUUUGUUUCUCGGAGGAGGAAUGUAUACCCUUUCGAAUAGCCCUAGUGCAGUGGCUGCUCUCAUAAUUUCUCUCUUCCCGAAAUUUCCAACUCAUAGUAAUGACAAUAGGUAUCAUUUACAAGCCCUAAGGCAUCUGUACGUGUUGGCUGCAGAACCACGUGUUAUAUUACCCAGAGACAUCGAUAGUCGACAAUAUUGCUAUUGUAAAGUACAUUUAACAUUUGAAUCGGAGAAACAAGCUGAAGGACAAGAUUUAGUACUUCAAUCGCCAUGUUUGUUACCACAACUAUCCAGUCUGAAAAAGAUUGAGCUGAAGGAUGAACGAUAUUGGGAAAUCGUUUUCGAGAAAGGCCAUAACUGGCAACAUCUUGAGAACAUGCUUAAGAAAAGUGAAUCCUUAGACGUUAAACAAAGGGCUGGUUGUUUACCAUACGUAGAAGACCCUCACGGAUUUAGAAGUUUAAUAGCUCAAACAUUAACAACCGAAGAUGUGAUCGCAUGGGCUGCUCGCCCUGAAUCUGUGACGUCGUUUACGAACAAUAGAACUGUAUUGAAUAUAGUGAAAUACUUUUUACAGUGGCCUAAAAAAGACAAGACUAUCGAGAGCAACUUGAAUACACAGUCUUAUGGUAGUAAAAGUAGCUCUGGAUAUUUAACUCAAAGCUCGAGUGAUUUAUCUGAAAGAAUAAGUUGGAAUGAACAAUCGGAUUCGUCCACGGAGAAAAUGGAAAUCGCAGAGCUGUCGUCUGGUUUGAGAAGUGUUAGUUAUUCGUACAGAUUUGAAGCACAGCACUUCGACAUGACAGAAUUUGAGAAACAUUUCCUACACACGUUUGCUAUAAUUGUUUACGAGUGCGUGAUAAAAGAUAAAGUGACACUUCUCCCCUUAUGGGUAAACCUGUUGAAAAGCAUUGAAAUCAUAGAAAGGGAGCCGAACAGUUUCUCCGUAUGGCAAAUGAAGCUUGUUUCGUCACUGGUGUUAAAACGGUCUUACACGGAAAACAGGACACCAUUGCUUAACGCAGAAAGCGUGAAAGCAAUCGAACAAAAAAUUUCAUAUAUUAUGGAUAGUUGGGAACAUGAUUUGAAACCGUGCAUUAAAUCUUACUUAACCACGGGAGAAAUUCAAGGAGAUUUAAUAACACUGCAAAGAAUGUGUUCAUACUUCAUAUUUUAUGACAUACCUUAUAGAAUGGAUGAGAGGACGAUUUUGACGUCAUUGUUGAAUACAGAAGUGAGAUCUAAAAUACCCAAUGUUAAACUGUACAACUUAUAUGAAAUCUUUAAAUUCUGCUAAUCGUGUUACAUGUUAAAUCUUCAAACAAUUGCAAUUUUCCUGUGAAAUUAUGAAAGAUAAUUAUUCAAUUAAAUUAUAUUUCUAUUUCACAAUUGAGAAAGAGUAUGAAGAAUAUAAAUCAGUCUCGUGAAUCACAGUUUUGUUAUAUAUAGAUUAUGACAAUGCAGGUAAUCUAUACUGUAUUAUGUAAGGCACAAGAGAAUGUAUGAAAGUAAUGUAUAAGUGUAAAUAGAAUAACAGUUAUAUUAAUAGAAAAUUAAUUUAUUACUUUAUAUAAUGUAACAAAUACGUAA